AUGUCGUCUGGUUACGGCUUGACUGGAGGCCCCGGCCGCUGCUUUCCCUUCUGGCAGGAGAUGCUCGCCUGCUACGUCGUCAACACAAACUCCGAGGACGGCUCAGGCAAGAAGAAGUGCGCUCCCAUGCUCGAGGACUACUAUGAGUGCCUACACCACCGCAAAGAGGUACAUUUGCUCCUCCUUACCAAGCAACCAAAGGCCCGUUUUCUAACAACAAGCCGCAAAACANNGGCCGCUCGUGUCCACGCUCUCCAAUCCGCAUACCGCAAGCACCUUGCCGCAAACCCCAGAGACGAUGCCCCUUCUGCCGGCCAAAUAAGGAGUCUGGGUCUGAUCGAAGGCUCGCUCGAGGAGAAGGACUUGAAGGCUGCAUCCCUGCUCCCUCACGUCAAGACAAACUAA
Molecule: messenger RNA, 405 nt
Organism: Aureobasidium musti
Lineage: Eukaryota; Fungi; Ascomycota; Dothideomycetes; Dothideales; Saccotheciaceae
Source: the annotation of a GenBank genome assembly